GUGGAAGUAGCACCAGGUGAGGGAUGUGCUGCACGAGGCUGCUGCCCCGUUGUGAAGGCGGCGGCGGCGGCACAGCUGACCGGGUAAACAAACACACCGCCGCGGCCCCUCGCUGACCCCCACGCUGCCAGGCCCAGGCAGCAUCAUCAUGUCGCAGGUGGAGGAGGAUGUUCCCAUGUUAGUCGCAGAAGAUGAUGAUGAGGCUCCUGACCUGGUGGAGGCUCCUGACCUCCCCCGUGUCCCUGUCACCAUCCUCUCCGGCUACCUCGGUGCCGGCAAGACCACACUCCUCAACUACAUCCUCACGCAGCAGCACAACAAGAAGAUUGCCGUCAUACUCAAUGAAUUUGGAGAAGGAAGCUCCUUGGAGAAGAGCCUCAACAUAGGCCACGGCGGGGAGCUGUUUGAGGAGUGGCUGGAGCUGCGGAACGGCUGCCUCUGCUGCUCCGUCAAAGACAACGGUGUGAAGGCGAUUGAGAACUUGAUGAAGAAGAGAGGCAAGUUCGACUACAUCCUGCUGGAAACGACGGGAUUGGCCGACCCAGGCCCCAUCGCGGCGCUCUUCUGGGUCGACAAGCAGCUGGAGUGUGAAGUGUACCUCGACGGCAUCAUCACGGUGCUGGACGCCAAGUACGCCGAGAAGAAUAUCUCCGAGAAGAAGCCUGAAGGUGUGGUGAACGAGGCUGUGAGACAGGUGGCCUUGGCGGACCUCCUCAUCCUAAACAAAACGGACUUGGUGGACCAGCAGCAACUUGACCUGGUGACGCGGAUUGUGAGAAACAUCAACAGCUCAGCAGAGAUCGUCCAAACACAGAGAUGCAGAGUCGACCUUGAUAAGCUCCUCGACCUUCACGCCUACGACAAGUUUGGGGCUGACGAGUAUGACCGAACCCUCAGCGCACACUUCAAGGAUGACCUCCCACACUUGGACCAGCGAGUCGGCACGGUGACCCUAGAGGUGGAGGGCAGCCUGACCCCCGCUGGCCUGGACACUCUGGUGGAGACACUGCUCUGGGAACGUUCACUCACCACACCUGCCGGACACCACCCACACAUCUAUCGCAUGAAGGGCAUCCUCUCGGUGGUGGGUGAGGAGCGACGGGUGAUGCUACAGGCGGUGCAGGAGCUCUACGAAGCCGAGCCCAUCGACCCCUGGCCCCCACACUGCCCCCGGACGUGCAAGUUUGUCUUCAUCGGAGAACAUCUGGAGGAGGGCAUCUUGAGGGAGUUCCUGGAGUCUCUAGCAGUGGAGGGACCUGUGGGGGUGCCGUAAGGGGGGGCAAGGGAGGGGAUGAUUCUCUAAAGCCUUGUCCUGCCUCCUCCUGCCUCUUGUCCCCCUCCUGUCUCAUCCUACAUCCUCUUCCCUCAUGUCCUGCCUCACCCUGUCUCAUCCUGCCUCAUUUUGUUGUGUUAUUUUCAUUCCUUUACUAAAAUAAUGGUCCAAAACUCCUCUGUGUGUGUGUGUGUGUGUGUGUGUGUGUGUGUGUGUGUGUGUGUGUGUGUGUGUGUGUGUGUGUGUGUGUGUGUGUGUGUGUGUGUGUGUGUCCUUACCUGAUCUAUUUGUUCUUAGGUAGGUAUUUGUAUUUUUGUAUUUUUUUUCCUCAGCUCAAUGUGUGUGUGUGUGUGUGUGUGUGUGUUUUACCUAACCUAUUUGUCCUUGGUUUGGUAUUUGUAAUUUUUUUUUCCUCAGCUCAGUGUGUGUGUGUGUGUGUGUGUGUGUGUGUGUGUGUGUGUGUGUUCUGAGUUAGGUCCUGUUGUGUUUCUUCUUCAUGUGUUGAGUGUGUAAAUAAUUGUAACAACCACUGUGUCAUUAACUUGUGGCUUAUUCCUUGCCCUUCUCAUUUUGUAUGUAAAUACUUCUUUUAAUUAACUCAGAUUAAAAGGAGAAAAAAAGAUGUUUUAUACUUAUAUCAUUAAAGCAUUCAGAUA
Molecule: messenger RNA, 1929 nt
Organism: Eriocheir sinensis (Chinese mitten crab)
Lineage: Eukaryota; Metazoa; Arthropoda; Malacostraca; Decapoda; Varunidae
Product: COBW domain-containing protein 1-like
Exons: 13
Coding region: 149-1273 (374 amino acids)
Cellular component (GO): cytoplasm
Source: RefSeq, a predicted model, not a curated record